This is a messenger RNA of Bombina bombina (fire-bellied toad), 1745 nucleotides long. RefSeq names its product family with sequence similarity 118 member A (gene SIRAL2). The record is from RefSeq and is a predicted model, not a curated record. The coding region runs from base 161 to 1204 and encodes 347 amino acids. NCBI's taxonomy places the organism in Eukaryota, Metazoa, Chordata, Amphibia, Anura, Bombinatoridae. The transcript has 7 exons.
CGGCGGAGCAGCUAAGCAGAGCGCACUGCAAUUGAAUGUUUUGCCGGUUAGAACCAGGUGGCUUUAGCAGCUGCUGCUGUCGGACUGGAGCAGUGAGAGGAAGAGCAGACAUGAGCGGUAACCAGGGCUGACUCGAGUGAUCGGGGCUAAGGGGGAGCAAAUGGAUUCAGCAGAAAACAAGACAUAUAAGGCUGAACAGAAAUCCCGGAAGAUUCUGAAAAGUUUGACCCGGAAGCAUCCCAAAGACUUGCUGUUGGUGAUUGGCACAGGAGUGAGUGCAGCUGUUGCACCUGGGAUACCCGCACUCUGUUCCUGGAGAGGCUGCAUUGAAGCGGUCAUUGAAGUCGCAGAGCAGCUGGAAGUUUUACAUCCAGGAGAUGUUGCGGAGUUCAGAAAGAAAGUGCACAAAGAGCGAGACCUGCUAGUUGUGGCUCAUGAUCUAAUAAGAAAAAUGUCACCACGUACUGGUGACCCCAAACCCAGCUUUUUCCAGGACUGCCUAAUGGAAGUAUUUGAGAAUUUGGAAACCCACAUUCAGAAUCCUGUUGUCCUGGAAUCAAUCCUCAACUUGAUGGAAAAAGGAACUAUGGUUCUCACUACAAACUAUGACAACCUGCUAGAAAUAUUUGGACAGCAACAGGAUAAACCUAUGGAAUCUCUAGACCUUAAAGACAAAAUAAAAGUUCUUCAGUGGGCAAGAGGCCAUAAUAAAUAUGGUGUAUUACAUAUCCAUGGCCUUUACACGGAUCCUUGUGGAAUGGUGUUGGAUCCCUCGGGAUAUAAAGAUGUUACCCAGGAUCCUGAAGUUAUGGAAGUGCUACAGAAUUUGUACUGUACCAAAUCUUUCCUUUUCCUUGGUUGCGGAGAGACGUUGCGUGACCAGAUCUUUCAAGCCCUCUUUUUGUAUACUGUACAAAAUAAAGUGGGUUUAGAACACUACAUGUUGGUCCUAAAAGAGAAUGAAGAUCAUUUCUUCAAGUUGCAGGCAGAUAUGCUUCUAAAUGGCAUCAAAGUAGUGUCUUAUGGUGAUUCUUUUGAAUGUUUCCCAGAAUAUGUGAGAGAUCUUUCUGCUCAGAUAUGCAAGCAAAAUAGUCCAGGAUCUCCCCACCCAAAUGAUUCUAAGAGAAAGCAGGGAGAAAAUGGAAUUAAUGUGCAAAAGAAAACAAGACACAAUGAUCCUGAAGAAAAACGUGGAACAGUAUAAUAUGGUUUAUGGAAUGUUACAUGGUGCUGGAAAUCUACAGUGUAGUAUCUGUACACAGCUUGGCUUAGACAGUGUCACCUAAUCCAACAUAAAAGAUAGAAUGCGCAGUGAAGAAAUGCUAGAAAAAUGACCACUGUCCAGACAAAAGCAGCAUUUCUGCACCUGCCACGCAUUUUCUUAAGCCUAUAAAGUAUUGAGUUAUUACAAAAAUGACUCUGUUAAUAAGUUUUUGAAAUAAGCCAUGGAUUUGUAAUUUGGCACAUUGCUUUAUCCAUGUGUAUUUGCCAACAGCAGUGCAAUUCUUGUAAAUGAAAACAAAUAUUUUUUUGCAGUUUCAAUAAUUCCUAGACAAUCUAAAACACACAAACUGAAUAACAACUAUGGUCUUUCUGUAAAAUGAGCUGCAUAUGUUUGGUAAAGUAACUUGAUUUCAAUAACGACAUACUUUGUUAAAUUUAAAUCAAAUUAGAAUGCAUUUUUUUUAGUACUUUUUAUUGUCUUAAGAAUUUUGUAAAUAUUAAAGCUUUAAAAAAAAAAAGUA